Messenger RNA from Ipomoea nil (Japanese morning glory), 1021 nucleotides. Its product is annotated as transport and Golgi organization 2 homolog. NCBI's taxonomy places the organism in Eukaryota, Viridiplantae, Streptophyta, Magnoliopsida, Solanales, Convolvulaceae. The coding region runs from base 88 to 894 and encodes 268 amino acids. The record is from RefSeq and is a predicted model, not a curated record. The transcript is spliced from 5 exons.
UUGGUAUCACCAUAUCAUCAGUGUUGAAUACAAUAUUAUAUAUUCUCUCUACAACUUUGGUUUAGUCUCUGCAAUUCACAUAUAAUAAUGUGCAUUGCAAUAUUUGUUUGGCAAGCACACCCCAGGUACCCUUUUCUUCUCUUGCUCAACAGAGAUGAAUAUCACAGCAGGGCGACAAAAGCGUUGGAGUGGUGGGAAGGAGGUGAAAUAUUAGGAGGGCGAGACGAGGUUGGUGGGGGGACAUGGUUAGCUUGUUCAAGGGAAGGGAGGGUGGCUUUCUUGACUAAUGUUUUGGAACUUCACACCCUCCCUGAAGCCAGAACCAGAGGAGACCUCCCUGUUCGUUUUCUCCAGAGUAGUAAAAGUCCUAAGGAAUUUGCAAAGGAAUUGGUGAAGGAAGGGCAUGAAUACAAUGGGUUCAACUUGAUAAUGGCAGAUUUUGAAAGCAAAAGCAUGGUUUACAUCUCCAACAGGCCUAAAGGGGAACCCAUUUCCAUUCAUGAGGUCACUCCAGGUAUUCAUGUCCUCUCAAAUGCAAACCUCGACUCUCCUUGGCCUAAGUGUCAACGUCUGAAAAUGAAUUUCAAGAAGAUGAUGGUUGGCGAAAAAGAAGAAGAUUUACCUUUGAAAGAAAUGGUAGAGAAAGUGAUGCGAGACACAACUAAAGCUGACCACACCUUAUUGCCUCAUAUAUGUUCUCUCGACUGGGAAUUCAGCCUCAGUUCUAUUUUUGUCCAAGUUGACACUCCCCUGGGGCUUUAUGGUACUAGAAGUACAAGUGUGGUAAGCGUGGAUGGAACUGGGGAAGUGGAUUUCUACGAGGUGUCUCUUGAGAAUGGCAAGUGGAAGGAGAAAAAGGUCAAUUACCAAUAUGGGAAGAAACGAAGCCUUUGAUGGAAAUUGGUAUUUGUAUACUAUGGAGGUCUAUGUUAAUAGGAAGUUAAUGUUGUUACAUCCUAGUGACUUGUACAAUAAACACUCAGGACAACUGUUACGACUUACUGUGUUUAUUCGUUCUUUA